This is a messenger RNA of Pieris macdunnoughi, 642 nucleotides long. The record is from the annotation of a GenBank genome assembly. Lineage: Eukaryota; Metazoa; Arthropoda; Insecta; Lepidoptera; Pieridae.
AUGUUACCCCGAACUCCACCCAAACCAACAAACAAAGUCCCUACUCCCUCAACGUCCGCAACACCAGCUAGACGGACCUUAGUAGAGAUGUUGAGCCCGGCCUUCACUCGCGUAAAACGCCCAACAGAGUCGGCUCAUAUGGAGAUGGCCAAAGAAUACAGGCAGACGGGCCUACAAGCUCUCGCUGCCUCCCGCAACUUAAAAGGGGAGCUAAAAACUGCUAUCACAGAGGCAAUCGAAGGCCUCUUCGGGGUCGUCGGCCUCAUUGACCCCUCACCUACCACCCCUCCCAACCCUCCUGCCCCCGCACCGCACACACCACAGGCUACCAAAGCCACGAUUACACCCUCAACGAUUACACCGCCAACCGAUACACAUAUAUACACCACACAAUUACUACAGAAACUCGAGGCCCACUCUCGGCUACUCGAUGAAUCGAAUAAGGCCUUGCAGGAACACACCAGGGUUCUUAAGGCAUCCCCUAAACCCGCGCCGUCGGAGAUACAACCAGUGUCGGCGGACCCGCAUAAGACUUAUAAAUCUUACGCUAAGGCCGCCGCCACCCCAACCCCCUGCAGGGCCUUCCAUCAUCGUGUCCGGAGAGGGUCUAGACACAACAGAACAGAUACUUACUCAAAUUAG